CACCGUUUCGAUUCAAAAUGGCGUUCUGGAUAUUCGGCGAUUCUUUUUCCGUGACUUGGACCCUCGCAAUUGGUGCCAUCCUCAUCUUUUUGGCCUAUGACUGGUGGUGCCAUCAGUUUUUCCAAAGGGCGGGAAUUCCUGUGGUCCCAUACUACCCUAUCGUGGGCAAUGCCAUCGACUGGUUGAGGAAAGGCAACAACCUCUAUGCCGAGGAAUGCGUCAUGAAAUAUGGAAAAGUAGUUGGAAUAUACAAAUUCCAAUACCCGAUUCUCUUUGUGUCGGAUAUUGACAUCGCGAAAAGGGUUCUGGUGACCGAUUUCAACAAGUUUCCGAACCACUGGGACAUUCCUGCUGCCGGUUUCCCACUGAAUGGUACUUUGCUUUACAUGAAAGGCCGACGAUGGAAAGACGUCCGUGCCAUCAUCACACCAGCAUUCACCGCAAGCAAGCUCAGACAGAUGGUGGAAAUAUUCAGCGAUUGUUGCGGCCCUCUCCUGGACAACAUGGGAAAGUCUCACGCCGAAAACAAACCGCUCAACACAAAGAAGAAUUAUCUGGGCUUCUUCAUCCAAACCAUCAUGGCUAUUAUCUACGGUCUGGAUGUCCAGUGUCAGGCCAAUCUUGACCAUCCGUUUGUGACCAAGGUGGAGAAAGCAUUCCAGCCAUCCAUGAUCACGUUGAUCCCAAUCAUCUUUCCAAUACUGGGACCGCUUUUCGAAAUGAUGGGGUCCAACAUUAUCCCUAAAGACGCGGUGAACUUCUUCAAGAAAAUCAUAGAGGAUUCUUUUCAAGGAGGAGUCCAGAUACGACAGCGGCGCGAGGGUGCCGCAGGGUAUGUUACCAUGAAUGAAAUGUACCAGAAGAACACAGAGUUUCCAGGAGAUGUUCCGACUGAAGAAGAGCUGGCCAAGGAGGCUGCCGGUAAACCGAAGAAACUUACCUACAACGAGUUCCUCUGCGCGAAUGUAAUCUUACUGUCUGGAGGCAACGAGGCAACGUCGACAUUCCUGGUAUGCGCAACCUAUCAGCUCGCACUGAGUCCCGAAGUACAGGACAAGAUGAUUGAAGAGAUCGACAGGCUUGCACCGACACCCGAAGACAUUACCUACGAGACCAUGAGCAAAAUGACGUACCUAGAAAUGGUGAUACAGGAGUGCUUCCGCAUGUACCCACCAACCUUACUAGCUGACCGUGUCUGCGCAGAGACUGUUACCUAUGGCAAGUACACCCUGAAGAAAGGACUUCUGGUCAACAUCCCGUUUUAUCCCAUUCAACAUGAUGGAGACAUCUGGGCAGACCCAGAGAAGUUUGAUCCGGAAAGAUUCAGCCCCCAGAAUAAGGACUCUGUCAACCCACUGGGGUGGAUUGUCUUCGGCGCCGGUCCACGUAUCUGCAUCGCCGUCAAAUUCGUCAUGCUCCUCGCAAAGGUCUUCAUGACCCGCGUCUUCCAGAAAUACCGCUUCGAGGCAUGCCCUGAAACGCCGAUCCCUCUGACGUUCGGGAAGAUGACAAUGCUGGAGCCACAAAAUGUCUUUGUGCGUGUGAUGCCAAGAAAGGAUCGUUAAGACUCUCCGAAUUCACGGGAAAAGGCUAAGACGGAUGAGACGAAAGAUCCAAAGAUUAGGUUAGGUCCAACCCAUAGUGCAGUGAAAUGAGAACAAUCAAUGGAUACUGACACAAGAAUGUUUAAAGUUAAUUAGUAAUGGAUUAUGAAUUUUUCAUUGAUUUUUUAGAUCGAGCAAAAGGAGUGACCUACUACAUUAUUAUCUGUCUCGUAGAAACUUCUGAAAUUAAAUAUCUUGAACAUUGUUGUCUUCUAGAAAAAAAUUGUUUGUCAAUAGCAUGUGAGAUGUCAUCAGAAUCUGUGGACAAAACAAAACGGUAACGUUCGGGUAAACAUUCAGGUUUUAUUUAUUUUUCUUUUGGCAAAUUCGAGAAACUUGACCAUUAUGCAGCAUCUAAGUGACCAUCUCCAUUAUGCACGCAUGGGCGUCGGGAGGUCCCCACCCCUCCCCACCCCAGAACAAAUGAUAAAUUGAGAAUAUCAUCUAGCGAAAGUAAAAGGAUUUUGGGGCGAAAUGUGCUUUGCCCCCCCCCCCCCCCUUAAAACAAAUCCUGGCGACUCCCAUGCAUGCAUGGGUGGGGUGCCCUAAUAUGAACUUGUUGGCUGUCCAUUGGAAAUGUCUGUAUCCAAACUUGAUCCAGCUUGAUUUGGUAGUGACUUCUAACUUACAAUUAAUCCUCCUUGAUACUUUGAUUGACUGCCGACUUGGGUGAAUAAAUAUAGCCCUAUAGUAGCAACUAGAUAAUAGACACCAGUAGUAUAGCUUCGGGCGUUCCUCUGAGCUUCCUGUGGGGCCUCUUGAUGACAGAAGAUUGUGGGUUUGUUUUUUAUUCCAUAAUGCACCAAUUUCAUGUUAGUUUUUUUAUAUUACUAAUUGAUUAUUCAUCAUAUACUAAUAACCCCUCCCCUCCUUUUGGACUGGCCUUUCGGCUAUCAUCUAUCCAGAUAAGUUUUAUGCUCAGCAAAAGAAGAAACUGCUGAUCACGAUGCCCCAUAUUAAUGGGAGGACAGAUGUAAACAUUUGCGCCACUCUCCUCUAUGAGGCAUUUUACGUAGGACUGUAGGUGCAAAGAUAUAGAGCAGACAGGACACUGGGUAUCUAUUUGUACGGUGUCCUGUGAAACACGAUGACGUCAUCAAAUUGGGGCUACGGGGAAGGAAGGGCGCCGCUUACGGCAGGUUGGUAAACGGGCAUUAUACGCUAAGGUGAAUUAUAGGACAUUGGGUGUUGAUGAAGAAAAAAUUAUGAAGAAAAGAAACUGUGAAAAGACGAAUAUACCAAGAAAUUAAUUUAAAUAUAAAUAAAGGAAUAAACGAAUGAACGAAUAAAUGAAUUAAA
Messenger RNA from Patiria miniata (bat star), 2903 nucleotides. RefSeq names its product cytochrome P450 3A18-like. The coding region runs from base 18 to 1565 and encodes 515 amino acids. The transcript is spliced from 13 exons. Lineage: Eukaryota; Metazoa; Echinodermata; Asteroidea; Valvatida; Asterinidae. The record is from RefSeq and is a predicted model, not a curated record. Gene Ontology annotation, molecular function: heme binding; steroid hydroxylase activity; oxidoreductase activity, acting on paired donors, with incorporation or reduction of molecular oxygen.